UGAGGUGGCAAAUGAGUCGUUCAAAUGAGAUUAUCGCAGUUUUGUUAUUUUAAUAUGUUUACCGAGGGACAAUCAAUAGUUUCUAUAAAAUCAGCUCCAAAUGCACUCAAUCGGCUUUCCUUUCAAAGGGUAUACAGAAUACUGUUUUGUAUCUCUAUAGAGGUGGCAAACGAGUCGUUCAGAUGAGAUUAUGUCAGUUCUGUUUUUUUGAUAUUUUUAGAGAGGGACAAUCAGUCGUUUCUAUAAAGUUAAGUUCCUCAGACCUCAGCUUCCUGCCAAACCUUAAUCCAUCCAAAGCACAAAUCAGAACUGACAGCCAGGUCAAUGCUUCCAAAAUAUGAACCCUACCAAAACCAAGUUGGCAUUUCCAUAUGUUCAUUGGCAAAACCUAGACCUCCCAAUCAAAGAGAAGACUAGCAGACCUGUGCUUCAACCAUUCUCAAAAACUUUUGAUUUUUUUAUAAUAUUAUUUAAACAAUCAGCCACAAGCCACAAUCAAAAAACUUAUAAUUCUAGGUAACUUCAAUUUAUUUAUUUUAAAAAAAAUGAUUCCAGUAUAUGCAUUUUUUCUUCUUUACAUAUUUCCACUUGGUUUAGAGUUCUGCUCUGCCAUAAACAGCAUAACACCAACCCAGUUUUUGAAAGACCCAGAAGCAAUAGUCUCCAACAACACCCUUUUCAGACUAGGAUUUUUUAGUCCAUCUGAUUCGAGCAAUCGGUAUGUUGGUAUCUGGUAUAAUCAUCCUUCUAUAAAGGAAGUCAUAUGGGUAGCUAACAGGAACAAUCCCAUCACUGAUUCUAAUGGAGUCCUUAAGUUAUCAGUUGAUGGGAAUCUUCAAGUUUUUAAUGGAAGAAACCAGACAGUUUGGUCAUCCAAUCACACCCUUCAUGCAUCAAAAUUCUCGGUUGCUCAACUUUCGGAUUAUGGAGAACUUCUUGUUCAAGCAUCAAACACAAGUAGUAAAAACGGGUCAACCAUAUGGCAGAGUUUUCGUCACCCUGUAGACUCAGUUUUACCAAACAUGGGGUUUGUUCUUGACCCGAAUUCUGAUUUGAAGCGGGUCCUGCAAGCUUGGAGAAGCUUUUCAGACCCAUCAGAUGGAAGGUUCUCUAUUGGUACUAAUUCUUUAGACUUAUUCCAGCUUAUCAUAUGGGAUGGAGAUCGGCCACAUUGGAGAAGUGGUCCUUGGAAUGGCAACAUUUUCAUUGGAACAAGAUACCAUAACACUGGCUUUGGUAAUAUCUUGGUUAAUACUGGGUCAUUCACACAAGAUGAAAUUGGUGGAAUGAGUUCCCUGGUUUUUGCUGGUGCGAAUGAGACUUUGAUGUCACAUUAUGUAUUGACUAAUAAAGGAACAAUAGAACAAAGAUGGUGGGAUGAUAGCAGUAAGAGUUGGAGGAUUUCAUGGAAAGCCCCAGAUAAUGUUUGUGAUACAUAUGGGAAAUGUGGGGAAUUCGGGAAUUGCAGACCUCGUAGUUCGCCCAUUUGUAGUUGUUUGAAAGGUUUUGAGCCGAAAAACAAGGAGGAAUGGAAGAGAGGAAAUUGGACAAGAGGGUGUGAAAGAAGAGUGCAAUUGAAAUGUGGCAAACAGGAUGGAAGCAAACAAGAUGGGUUUCUGAGAUUAAAGAUGAUGAAAGUGCCAGAAAAUGCUGAAAAGAUGACGGGAAUGAGCAUAGAUCAGUGCAGAAGUGCAUGCCUUACAAAUUGUUCUUGUAUAGCUUAUGCAUAUGAUAUCCUGAUCACAUGUUUGACAUGGAGUCAGAACUUGAUCGAUGUUGCAGACCUUUCCCCUGGCGGGGUUGAUCUCUACCUCCGGCUUGCACAAUCAGAGCUAAGUAAUAAGUUAAAUGUCAAAGCAAUAGUUGCAGUUAGUGUAAUUUCAGGAUUAACAUUAGUUGUAGUUGCUGCUGUCAUAUGGUUCAUGUGGAGGAGAUGUCGAUCAAGAGGUAAUGUUCCACCUCUACCAGUCACGAAAUUUCACAAGAAAAAAGAAACACCAGACCCGUUUGUAUUCGGAGACAAAAGCCAAGUUACGAUAGAUGACUUGGAAAUAAUAAAAUUCGAAAAGCUGGACGAAGCAACAGACAGCUUCCAUCAGAAAAACUUGCUAGGUACUGGUGGAUUUGGCCAAGUAUACAAGGGAAAACUGGAAGAUGGUCAAGAAAUAGCAGUAAAACGACUAUCAAGAGCAUCUGGACAAGGCACAGAAGAAUUUAUGAAUGAGGUCGCAUUGAUUUCAAAACUUCAACACCGAAAUCUAGUCAGACUGCUGGGAUGCUGUGUUGAUGGAGAAGAGAGGAUGCUGAUAUAUGAAUACAUGCCAAAUAAAAGCUUGGAUGCAUUUCUAUUUGAUCCAGAAAAGCGCAAGUGUUUAGACUGGCAGACAUGCUUCAACAUUAUAGAAGGGGUAUGUCGAGGCCUACUUUACCUUCACAGAGAUUCAAGAUUAAAAAUCAUCCACAGAGACCUCAAAGCAAGCAAUAUAUUGCUGGACAAAAACCUCAAUCCAAAAAUUUCUGAUUUUGGGAUGGCUAGAAUUUUCGGGGGAAACCAGGAUCAAGCUAGUACUCAGAGGGUUGUUGGAACAUAUGGCUACAUGUCUCCAGAAUAUGCAAUGGAAGGACACUUUUCUGAAAAAUCAGAUGUUUUCAGCCUCGGUGUGUUACUAAUUGAGAUAGUAAGCGGAAAAAAGAAUAACAACUUCUGGUGCCGGGAGGAUUCCCUGAGUCUCUUAGGAUAUGCCUGGAAAUUGUGGAGUGAGGACGAUAUCAUUUCAUUGGUUGAUCCAUCAAUUUCUGGUGCACCCUUCCAAGCUGAGACUGUAAGAUGCAUGCAUGUGGGACUAUUGUGUGUGCAACAACUUGCUAAAGACAGGCCAAACAUGUCAACAGUCAUCUCCAUGCUUGUAAGGGAUAUAAUGGAUCUUCCGAAUCCAAAACAACCAGGCUUUAUUCAACGUCAGACGGCGUCUGAUACAGGGUCAUAUCAGAUGUCUGAACAAACUUCUUCCACAAAUGAUGUUACCGUUACAGCUUUGAGUCCCCGAUAGUAUAUGUCAUUAUGGAUAAUUAAGUUAAUUUCCUACUUAUUGUCCUAGGUUUAGAUGAAAAGAAAUGUGAAUACUUUCAGCCCUUCCCACUUUUUGUAUUUGAUUAUCUCAAAGACUUAUAUGUCAUCCUUUUUGUAAUAUUCAGCACCAUAUAAAAUAUGGGCUGACUUGGUCGCAUAAGCAGACUAUCAGUAUGAACUAGUAGUCAACCUUUGACUUUCAUUUUCA
This is a messenger RNA of Spinacia oleracea (spinach), 3278 nucleotides long. Its product is annotated as G-type lectin S-receptor-like serine/threonine-protein kinase At1g11330. The transcript has 6 exons. The record is from RefSeq and is a predicted model, not a curated record. Gene Ontology annotation, molecular function: protein serine/threonine kinase activity; ATP binding. Lineage: Eukaryota; Viridiplantae; Streptophyta; Magnoliopsida; Caryophyllales; Amaranthaceae. Bases 546 to 3050 code for a protein of 834 amino acids. Gene Ontology annotation, cellular component: plasma membrane. Gene Ontology annotation, biological process: protein phosphorylation; recognition of pollen.